Lineus longissimus is the source of this 2070-nucleotide messenger RNA. RefSeq names its product serine-threonine kinase receptor-associated protein-like. Lineage: Eukaryota; Metazoa; Nemertea; Pilidiophora; Heteronemertea; Lineidae. The record is from RefSeq and is a predicted model, not a curated record. Gene Ontology annotation, cellular component: SMN complex. The transcript is spliced from 6 exons. Gene Ontology annotation, molecular function: protein binding; RNA binding. Gene Ontology annotation, biological process: spliceosomal snRNP assembly. Bases 10 to 993 code for a protein of 327 amino acids.
GGAAACAAAAUGGGUUCCAUGCGGCAAACUCCUUUGACUUGCAGCGGACAUACGCGUCCUGUUGUCCAUCUAGCCUUCUCAGAUAUCACUCCACAUGGGUAUUUUAUGAUAAGUGCUUGCAAGGAUGGCAAGCCUAUGUUACGCCAAGGAGAUACUGGUGAUUGGAUUGGUACGUUUGAAGGACAUAAAGGUGCUGUUUGGGGUGCUACACUGAACAAAGAUGCCACAAAAGCAGCAACUGGUGCAGCUGAUUUUACAGCUAAAAUCUGGGAUGCGGUGUCCGGUGAAGAAGUCCACAGCUUUACUCACAAACAUAUCGUAAAGAGUGUUGAUUUCUCAUCUGAUGGAACACAGCUGCUCACAGGGAGUAAUGAGAAGGUGCUAAGAAUAUUUGAUUUAGGAAAACCAGACGCAGAGCCUAUUCAGUUCAGCGGUCACACCUCGAAUAUCCGUAAUGUGAUGUUCUUGGAUGGCAACAAACAAAUUGUCAGCGCUUCGGAUGAUAAGACGGUCAAAGUUUGGGACGCUACAUCAGGCAAGGAGAUCCAAUCGUUGGAAUUCCCUCGGUCACCUAUCAGUCUUGAACUAGCUAAAGGAGGAGAUGUUUUAGUUAUCGCAUAUGGCCCCAUGGUCAGUUUUUGGAAGACAACACCCACGCUAGAAAAGAUCAAGGAGUAUGAAGUGCCAACACAAGUCAAUUUUGCGUCAAUCAACCCGCAGAAGACAAUCUUUGUGUGUGGAGGCGAUGACUUCAAGAUGUAUAAGAUGGACUACAAUUCCGGGGCAGAAAUAGAGUCAUUCAAAGGACAUUUUGGCCCUGUACACUGUGUUAGAUUCUCUCCUGAUGGUGAGUUAUAUGCUAGUGGUAGUGAGGACGGCACAUUACGACUCUGGCAGACAACAGUUGGAAAAACGUACGGUCUUUGGAAAUGUGUAGCACCAGAGGACUCGGUGAACAAUGUAGAUGCUACUCCUACGAAAAGCGAGGCUUGAUUUUGGACAGUAUAGUUAUAAGGAAAAGACAGUUGAUGGAUCUGAUCAAAGUUACACCAAAGUUGGACCAUGCAAACAAGCGAUUGAGUCGUAGCGACCUGUGACAGAGCCAUGACGAAAUGACAAGUGAUAGCAACUUAACCAGUCGGCGGCCGCAUUCCAACCACAAUCGUCAUGUAUGGCUCCGUCACAGAUCAAAGCGCUAAAAUCGCUUGUUUGCGUGGCGCUUCAACUCUUUAGUUGAAGAAAUAUUUCCAAUUAUCUGAAGUGUGGAGCUUCUGAAACUAAAGAAAGUGAUUUGAUCACUGGCGUGUGUUCUUAUGCAUUUGGUUACUUAGACUUUUAGUGCUCUCUGCAGGUCUGCAAAAGAUGGAAAAUAUCUUCAGUUCAUCAAUUUUGAUAAAGGGAUCACAAGGGGAAAGUGUCACAAGUGUUUACUGUUGUGGAGAAUCAAUCUCUUAACUGUCAUAUUCGUUUGAUAACAAUUAGGGUGUGGUAAAGCUAAAAAGGUGGGUGUGUUCCUUUCCAUGUGGGUUUAUUUGGACAUUUUGGCCAAAAAUGGUUCUUCUUGGUUAUCAGAUUACCGUAUUGAAGUUGAGGUGGGAACUUCUGGUUACUCUAAAUUCAAUUUACAAUUUCAUUUAGUUGAAAAGGCUUAUUUUCGGUCAUCACCAGCCUGCAACGGUAUUUUGGAAUCCGCUAGUUUGAGGUCACUUCUACUUUUGGUCGCCUGUUGAUAGAAAUUGUUUAUGUCUAAAGUUGAUGGCUGCAGUGUGACCAUUUUGUUUGCUCGAUGGUCCAUUUAUUUUUGUGCAAUGCAUAAUUGCAAAUUUUCAUAAAUUUCGUCACAAUACUGUGUUGAUAGAUGGGUGAAAAUUGUGUUGUCUCCACACAACGGGGAUGCUGCCCACACGUAUCAAAUAGCAACUAGUGACUGCAAUGCCCCUGUGGCAGAAUUAUUUAUGGUUUGUCACAAACUUAAUCAGGAGUGACAGCGGUAGUUAAAUAUUUGCAAAAAAGGGUUUUGCUGCUGUAUGUAUGGGAGUUUAUUUACAACUAAUAAAAAUCUUUAUGUUA